AUGGCUGCUCUAUUGCCAUCAACGACCCGGCUCUUACGCCCCUCACGAACAAUUCCACGGCUUUUGUUUUCUCCGACAGGUCCAGUAGCCUGGCUCCAUCAACAUGGACCCUCGCGCUCCGCCGUUGUUCACGAGCAGGCUAUCCCACAAGCCCAGAAUCAAGUGCCUCCGGUCAACAGCUCAUCAUGUCCUCAUAAGCAUGGAGAAUCAGGAAACCUGGAGACCCUAAUCUCCCGCAUGCCCCUGGUCCAAUCCCUUCGCAGCCCCCAAAGCGCUUACAAAGAAUCCAUCCCCCACCUGGCCAUUCCCCCGGCGAUUCGCCAACAUCACCUCGUCGGCGGCAGUCUCGCCGGCCUAGGCAAGCUAGCCCUCGCUCCAUACAUGUGGACAAGCUCGACAUGUGCAUCUGAGCCCAGGGCCCCCGAUGCCUCGUCCCACCCCAAAGCCAGUAGCGUUGUUUCCGUCUUCCACAUCGGCCGCGAUCUUUGCGGACACCCAGGCUUCGUGCACGGAGGCUUGCUAUCGGUGCUGUUCGACGAGGUCUUCGCGCGCUGUGUGUCUGCGGCGUUCCCUAGUGGACUGGGUAUGACGGCGAACCUGAAUGUCGAUUUCCGGAAGCCGGCGCUCCCAGACAGAUUGUACGUGUUGCGGGCGGAGACGACGAAGGUCGAGGGACGGAAGGCGUGGGUGGCGGGGAAGAUGAUUUGUCUUCCUUUGCCGGUGGGUUCGGAGGCGCGUGAGGUGUCGGAUGUAGGGCUUUUGGAAGAGGAUAGUCCGGGGGCUGUGAUGGUUGCGGAGGGAAAGGCUUUAUUUGUGGAGCCGAAGUUUGCUAGCGUGAGUCUGCUUUCUUAG
Penicillium chermesinum is the source of this 852-nucleotide messenger RNA. Its product is annotated as PaaI family thioesterase. The coding region runs from base 1 to 852 and encodes 283 amino acids. The transcript has a single exon. The record is from RefSeq and is a predicted model, not a curated record. Lineage: Eukaryota; Fungi; Ascomycota; Eurotiomycetes; Eurotiales; Aspergillaceae.